Messenger RNA from Striga asiatica, 3521 nucleotides. The record is from the annotation of a GenBank genome assembly. NCBI's taxonomy places the organism in Eukaryota, Viridiplantae, Streptophyta, Magnoliopsida, Lamiales, Orobanchaceae.
CUGUUAACCAAAUCAAUCAGCCACGCAAAGACUACGCACACUCUUCUUCUUCUCCAAAUCUCUCUCAACAAAACCUCCCAACGUUUCUGUUACCUUUUUCAAGGAACUGUUUUUAGUUUCUCAGAAGAAAGAACGAAGGAAGAAAAAAAAAAAAUGUCGUCUUUGGGCAGUGGAGGAAGAGCAUCGCACAAAUCCCCAUCAUCCUCUUCGUCUUCUAAUCCUUUGAAUUUUUUUGUUAAUGGAAAUUCUUCCUCUUUGCGAACUAACAAUGGCGGGCAGCCACAUUCUGUCCGCUCUAAAGUGCCCAUGUCUUCUUCGAGACGCUCUGUUACGCCCACCUCAAGAAAUCGCUCUUCAUCUCUUCAUUAUGACUCAGAAUCUGAGAGAGUGAGAGUUGCUGUUAGGCUACGACCUAAAAAUGCUGAGGAUAUGUCCGAUGUCGACUAUGCUGAAUGUGUUGAACUUAAGCCUGAGCUAAAAAUGUUGAAGUUAAGAAAAAACAAUUGGACUUCUGACUCUUAUAGAUUUGAUGAAAUCUUUACGGAAAGUGCUUCACAGAAGCGUAUUUAUGAGGCGGUAGCUAAACCCGUUGUUGAAAGUGUAAUGGAUGGGUAUAAUGGUACGGUUAUGGCUUAUGGCCAAACGGGCACUGGAAAGACUUACACCCUUGGCAGGCUGGGUAAAGAGGAUGCUUCUGAACGUGGAAUAAUGGUUAGAGCUUUGGAGGACAUAUUAUCUGGUACAUCGACAUCUGAUACUGUCAAAGUUUCUUAUUUACAGUUAUACAUGGAAUCUAUUCAAGAUUUGCUUUCUCCGGAAAAAACAAACAUUUCAAUUGUGGAGGAUGCCAAGACUGGGGAAGUAUCCGUACCAGGUGUUGAUAUAGUUAAAAUACGAAGUCUCGAUCAUUUUUUACAACUAUUGCAAACUGGAGAAGCCAAUCGUUACGCAGCCAAUACAAAGAUGAACACAGAAUCAUCGCGCAGUCAUGCAAUUCUUAUGGUUAAUAUUCGUAGAUCAUGUAAUGAGAAAGAAGAACGAGAGAUUGAUCAAGAGCAAGAAAUUCCUACGUGUAGAAAUGGACGAAUGCCUACAAUUCGGAAAAGCAAGCUACUGAUUGUGGAUCUUGCCGGAUCUGAGCGAAUAGACAAAUCAGGGAGUGAAGGCCACUUGCUGGAGGAGGCGAAGUUUAUCAAUCUUUCUCUCUCAUCUCUUGGAAAAUGCAUAAAUGCAUUGGCCGAAAAUAGCCCUCACAUACCAACCAGAGAUUCUAAGUUGACAAGAUUGCUCCGAGAUUCAUUUGGAGGUUCAGCAAGAACAUCACUCAUAAUUACAAUUGGGCCAUCUUCACGCCAUUAUGCAGAAACAGCAAGCACUAUAAUGUUUGGACAGCGGGCCAUGAAAGUUGUGAACUCAGUAAAGGUGAAAGAAGAAUUUGAUUACGAGAGCUUGUGUAGGAAGCUGGAGACUCAAGUCAAUCAUCUUUCCGCAGAGGUCGAUCGGCAACAGAAGUUGAGGGAGAAAGAAAAGAAUGAAACGAACAAGUUGCUGCAAGAAUAUGAAAAUUCAUCAGCCGAAGCCGAAAAGCAUUUUGCCACUAGGUCUGAGUUGUUACAGAAGGAGAAUUAUCAGUUAAAAUCGGAGAUAGAAAAAUUACUUCAAGAAUUGGAUAGCCAGAAAGACCGCAACAAAUUGUUGCUUGAUGAGAUUGCACGCUUAGAAGCGAGUGCAAAUACUAGUAAGAUCUUGGAGGAUGAAAAAGCUUGUUUGGAGUUGGAGUUGAACAACAUUGAGAAAGAUCUGAAAUGGCACAAAGACCAAAAUAAUGUCAUGCAGAAUGAGAUUGCAUGCCUACAGAUGAAUUUGAAGCAAAACAAGGUGCGUAAUCCAAGUACUGUUUCGUUCAAUUCAAUAUUCACUAUUACUUUAAUUCUUUUCAAGAUUAAUGGAGGCAAGGAGAUUGAUGAGCUUCAACUGAGAUUGCAAGAUAUGCAUCAGCUGCAUGAGGCAACUGCCAAUGAACUAAGAGUUUUAAGCAUAAACUAUGAGAAUCUAGAAUCAGAAAAGGAAACACUUAAAUAUGAACUUGAUGCUGUACGAGAAACUCUACAAAUAGAGGAAAGGCGAAGAAAAGAUGCUGAAGCUGAGCUCAACAAUAUAAUAAAAGCCGUCCCAGAAAGUGAAGAUGGUUUUGAGGAAAAGACAUCUUAUAUGCUUGAAAACACUAUCAAAAGGUCCUCAGCUUUAAGCAAUGCUCAAACUUCUCUAAAGUAUAGCCGAUCAAGAGAAACUGUCCUCAGUCAGAGGAAUACAGUCACCAAAAUAUGUGAGGAAGUUGGCAUCCAAAAGAUACUAUCAUUGUUAGAGUCUGGAGAUGUGGAUGUUCAGGUUCAUGCUGUGAAAGUUGUGGCCAAUCUAGCUGCAGAAGUUGCAAAGAUAANAAUUGUUCAGGAUGGUGGCUUAGAUGCACUGUUAAUGUUGUUGGAAUCAUCACUCAACACAACAAUACUCAGAGUUGCUUCUGGUGCUAUAGCUAAUUUGGCAAUGAAUGAAAUGAACCAAUCUUUGAUAACGAAUAAAGGAGGGGCGAAGCUUUUGGCAAAUGUGGCUUCAAAAACAGACGAUCCUCAAACUCUUAGAAUGGUUGCAGGGGCAAUUGCAAAUUUAUGCGGAAAUGAAAAAUUACACAUGUCUCUGAAAGAAGAUGGAGCUAUUAAAUCUCUCUUGGGAAUGACUCGAUCGAAAAAUAGUGAUGUCAUCGCUCAGGUAGCCAGGGGAUUAGCUAAUUUCUCCAAGUGCGAGUCUAGAAAAAUUAUGCAAGGCCAUUGGAAGGGCCGUUCGCUUCUAAUGGAAGAUGGAGCUCUGUCUUGGCUUGUUGCUAACUUGAACACUUGUUCGAUUCCUACCAGACGCCAUAUGGAGCUCACAUUUUGCCGUUUAGCACAAAAUGAGGAAAACGCCAGGGAUUUCAUAACCAGUGGAGGUCUGAAAGAAUUAAUCGGAAUCUCGAACGGAUCUGAAAGAGAAGAUAUCCGCAACUUGGCCAAGAAGACAUUAAGGUCGAAUCCCUUGUUUCAUGCAGAACUCGAUAAAAGGUGACUGACCAUUAAGGUUUUAGUUUCAGAUGAGCAAUUUAUGUACUUUACCAGUUUAUGUAAAUGUGUAUAGAGACAUUUAUUUGUUUAUUUAUUUAUUUUGUUUGGUAAUGAUAAUUUUACCAUGAAAGAAAGUAUAUGGUGAAUUAGUUGUAAAAUAAUGUGUUACGACCUGUAACACAUAAUGCCGGUAUUUUUAAAUGGAGAUUUUCAAAUAAGGAUUUUUUAUACAUGCAAUUCCAUAAUUAAUUCAUUCUUCCAAUUAUUAUUUUUAAGUGAGGAUUUUUAACACAUGCAAUUCCAUAAUUAAUUCACAGGCUAUAAAGAUUACAAUUAAUUCAUCAUGCAAAUUUAGCAAUGCAACAAUAAAGAUAUGGAUAUAAAUUCCCCUGUUAUAGCCAUUAAUUAGAACUCUAGUUGAAUUAA